AAUUGCACAUGACAAGCGAAACUAUGAAGAAACAUAAACUGCAAUUAUAAAAACGGUAAAAUAUUCGCGAAAAUAUCAAGUAUAAUAUUCAAAAUAUCGAUGAAAAAUAUAAAAUAUAUUAAGAAACGGUGCCGGGCUACCCAAAUAAAUAUUUUAUUUUCUAUUAUCCAUAAAGUUAAUUAUUAAGCAAGAUGAUGCCCUUUACAAUGCUAUUGUUUUGCUUUUGCUUGGCCAGUGCUGUUGAUCAAUUAUUACAACCGAGUGAAAAAAUAAAUUUCAAUGCACAGCAAACAUCAAGUCAAGUGGAAAAUAUAUUUCCAAUAACAUCACUUAAACCAAAUGGAGAUCAAAUCUUAAAUAUACGUUUUGACCCCCCACAUCUGGACUUUGGUGUUAUAUCAGUUGGUACAGCGCAAUCACACACAAUCACAGUUAUUAAUCAGCAUAAUCGUAGUGUGUAUUUGGGUUCGGUCUCAGGUCAAAUUUCAUCAUUUUAUAGCAGCUUUUUUGAGACAAAGAUCAUACCUCCACAAGGAAAUACUACAUUUAAUGUAGUUUUUCUACCUCGUGAAAGUGGAACACUACAGUCAGUUUUACAUGUACAUAGUUCAUUUGGCUUAGCUAACUUUUCCGUUCGUGGGGUGGGUACUGAAUGUCCAUACAAAUUACAGCCAAUUGUAGGCGUUAAAGCUCCGCUGAAUGCCACGCUUACCCCAGAAAUACAUAUGUUCAAUCCACAUAAGCAUACAAUGCAAAUAAUAGAGGUGUACAGUAGUGGUGGGCAAUUUCAAUUAGAAUUACCUAGCGGCGGACAAGAAGGACCUCAAGCCUUAUGGGAAAUACCGCCAUAUUCCACAAAGCCAGUGAUACGUAUAAGAUUUCAUGGAAAGAAUGCCGGUAAUCACACGGCGUAUAUACGUAUAAAAGUGCUGGAGCAGCCGAAUGAUUCUGUAGCUCCAGUUGAAAAUGUUUUUGUUAUUCCCGUUGAAUUUGAAAUUCAACAGGAGAAUGGACUGUAUGCUGAAAACCCGGUAAUUGAUUUUGGGCGCAUUGUAACACAAGAUACAACGCCAACAACAGUGAAACUUAAUUUACGCAAUUCGGAUGAAAAUAGUCCUUACGAGUUAGUGUAUCAUGAUCUUCAUAAUAUUAGUGGUUUAUCUUUUAAUAUAAACGAUACAAGCAUUACUCUUGAUCCAAUGCUGUUGGACAAGUCUUUUAAUUUUAAGCUUGCUUUACUGCGUUCAGCUUUGAAACGCAACGUUAGUCACAUUCAAGAAUUUUCGGUUUUGAUACGUGCAGAUGUUUUUAAAGGCACGCUUUCUUUUAAUCGUAAUACAACAAUUUUUAUAACCGGUGAUAAAGAUGUUUAUAAAGAAAGAAAACUUAUUGUGCGAAAUGAAUUCAAAACACCUUUACUCGUUUUGAAAAGCAGUGUAGAGAGUAAUAUAACCAAAAUUUUUAAUAUAAAUCAAAGUCAUAGUAAGUAUGACGUUGUGCUGAAGCCAGGUGAAUCAUUGGAACUCAUGCAGCUACAAACUAAAAACCUUAGUAAUAACUUUCGCUCUAUGUUAAAUAUAUAUACUAAUGUAACUCGUUUCGAAGUGCCUUUAUUAAUAUGUACUGGACAGCUCCAUGUGCAUACGCAAAUUUCGGGUCGUUUUAUGUUAAAACCUGAAUAUAAUACUGAUCUUAAUUUGGGCUUGGUGCCUUUGGCAGAAAUGUCACAACCAGGUUAUAUUGUUUUACAGAAUAAAAAUCCAAUACCAAUUAAGGUAACGAAUUGGGACUUUCAAACAAAACGUGGCAUAUACUUUCAUACCACAUUUAUGGGUUGUGCGAAAAUAACGAGCUUGAAAAAUGAACAAAACAUCGAGAAUGUCAAAUAUUACUUUUGUUCGCAACUUAACGAAAAUGAAGUGGCAGUUUUUGAAUUAGCUAUACAAUCCUAUAUAACGGAAAAUAAGCCUUUAGAUGCCACAUUACAAAUAUGGACACCAUAUGAAAAUAUAACAGCAACUGUUAGAUUUAAAACAAUGAUCGGCGAUUUAGAAGUGGAUCAGGAAACAGUUUAUUUUAAAAAUUGCUUCCCGGGCAUGCUAUGUUCAUCAGAUAUAAGUAUACGAUCUACAUUUCAAUAUCCAAUACAUAUAACGAGUGUCAAUUUUACGGAUCCAAGUAUGCAUUUCGAAGAUUUUAACCCUAAAGUUGCAGUUAUUGAUCCCGGAGUGUCUACAAAAAUUGGUCGCCUCUAUUUCAGCCCAGCAGAAAUAUGCAAGCAUAUGUGUUAUAUACCGCAAGACGAGAGAACAAAUUCGUUAGAUUUUUUAUCUACACAGCCUCUUACGAGAGAGUUGAAUAAUAACCCUUAUUUUGAUGAAGGAGAACUUAGAAGACGUACAGAAUUAUAUCGGCAGUUUAAAGCAAUCCUACAAUCAAUUUCGUUUAGAGUGAGUACACAAGAAAAACGACAGUUCGUACUACAAUUAAUGAUCGAUAUUGUAUGGCCAAAAUUGGUGUCUGGACCACAAACACUACCAAGUGUCGAAAUUAACAAAUCUCGUAAAACAGCAAUCGUUAUUAAUAAUCCUGCUAAUAAACCGAUACUGGUUGAUUUUUUCUUAUCAAAUCCAAAAUUCGCAAAGCUUACACGUUCAUCGUUACCGCUUGAGGUAGUAGUUUUACCAAAAAAUUGCCAUUUGACAGAUCAGUCAGUAUUUUCAUUAUCCGAACUGUCAACUAAGCAACCUGUACUAAUUCCAGCUUAUGAAAAUAUAACUGUCACAAUUACAUUCACUGCAACACAAACGGAUUUAUUUUGCACUUUACUACAUAUUCGAAAUAAUUUGACGUUGUAUGAGGGAGUUUGGAUAAGCGCUAAAGGUGUGCAAUCACAAUUUCGUUUUGGAAAUCGGAAACCAGGCUCCACAACGCCUUUGCUCUUCGAAGUAAAUGAAAAACAUUUGUCCUCUUGCUAUCAACAAAUGCAACCAACAACAACAACAACAGAAGUUAGUUUUCCGGUGAAUAUUAAGAGAACUUUCACAGCUCGCAAUACAGGUGAAAUUCCAAUAUUUGUUGAAACAUUUUUUGUCGAAGGCCAACAAUGCAUUGGAUAUGGAUUUAAAAUAGUGGACUGCACUAGUUUUGAACUUGCACCUAAUGCGUCUAAAAAAAUUGAAAUAUUGUUUAGUCCAGACUUUACUAUAGCACGUAUUGCAAAGUUAUUGGUAAUAAAAACAAAUCUUUCCUACAAUGUCAACUACACAUUAUUGGCACAAUUGCCUACUGAUAGUUUAGAGCUCUGCGGAAAAUUGAUCGCUCGACCUGAAUGGGAGACACAAGUACGGUACGCUGCUAUAAUUGUUAUAUUAAGCAGCUUGGCGAUGGUGGUCUUUGCGGUACAUUUGGAUUUGUAUAAAAUUUUCAAAAUACAGGAUGCUGUGGCAAAAUCUCGCGAUAAGGGACCUGUGCAUCCUACUUUUAAUCUGCGGAACAUUGGUAUAAAGUCGCUUACUCCAACAGAUGAUUCGGGUUUAGUAGUGGUAACA
Messenger RNA from Teleopsis dalmanni, 3551 nucleotides. Its product is annotated as transmembrane protein 131 homolog. NCBI's taxonomy places the organism in Eukaryota, Metazoa, Arthropoda, Insecta, Diptera, Diopsidae. The transcript is spliced from 3 exons. Gene Ontology annotation, cellular component: membrane. The annotation marks the transcript as partial. The record is from RefSeq and is a predicted model, not a curated record.